Silurus meridionalis is the source of this 2048-nucleotide messenger RNA. RefSeq lists its product as uncharacterized. The record is from RefSeq and is a predicted model, not a curated record. Lineage: Eukaryota; Metazoa; Chordata; Actinopteri; Siluriformes; Siluridae. The coding region runs from base 272 to 1543 and encodes 423 amino acids. The transcript has 8 exons.
UGUGCGUGUACACAAGCCUCUGACGAACAACACAAAGCCGCCGAGCUGCAACAUGUUUUGCAGGCUAAAAUAGUGAAAACUCCGGCAAACGGCAACGUUUGGUGUUUGUUUCUACAAUUGCACCACAUUAUGGCGGCGUUUGUCGUGAGUAUUUCUUCAAAAAUGAACCUAACGGGCCCACCCAUCAGUGCGAAUAAGGGCUACAGAACACUCCUACGUGCCCGUACUGUGCCAGGAUGACAAGUGUGCUGGGCGUGAGAAAGGAGUGCACAUGCACUGUCCGCUGUGUACAGUAGCCGAGGCCUACCAGGACCCCGUCAUACUAGUUGCCCACUUUCGGAUCAAACACGUUGACAAGAGCAUCGACUUUGCCGGCUUGAAGGUGUUGCGUUGCUGUAACCACUGUGAGAUCGUGGGCACCAUUAAAGGAGAGAAGAGGUUUAAAGGGGCACACUGGCACUGCUACCGCUGUAGGAACGGCUUUAACAGGAGGGACGAGGCGGUGAAGCACUACAAGACGCACUUCAGAAACCCACACACCACAUUCCAAAUCCAGGUUACACAGGAUGUGAAUUGCAGGCAGUACUAUAAAGGCAACCCGGAAGCUAAUGCAAAAGCAUACAGUGGGCUAGCUGUGAGUUCUGGAGGUGAUGGCACUGCUGUCAGUUCUGUCAUCACACCACCAGUCCUCACCACUAGCUCGACCACUGAGACCACCACGUUACUCACCGUUGAGUCGAAGGAAGACGGUGAAAGUAAUGGCAUGCCACUGGGUGCUGAAGAAGAGGUGGGCUCUUCCCAGCAUGCUUCAGCACGUACCCAGACUCUGGUUUUAAUGGACCCUGAUGGAAACACAGGCAACUUGAUCUAUGAUGAAGCAACAGGCAUCAUUACUGAACAGAGUGAGGAGAGUUUGGACCUGCAGAAACAUCUCCUGGAGCUAAGCGAGCAAAUGGAAAUAUUACGUCAAGAGAAAGAAGGUGUUGAAAAGAGUCUACGCUCUGAAAUUAGGCAACUCAAAGAACAGAUCGCAAGUCUUGUUCAGUCAAACGUGAAGAUGUUCGAGGAGCUGCAGUUGUACCGCUGUCCAGACCACAGCCAGCAGAGACUGGCCAAACUGAUGGACAGUCUUCAGACCCAGCACAAAGAGCUACUACAGGCCCAACUGGCUUCACUGAGGCAGGAAAUCCUCUCCCAAGCAAGCAGUGUUUCACUCAAUGGCCACACAGAAACGCUAGAGCUCCAUUCUGGUGGUGACCAAUCACAGGACCAGGUGGAGGUGCAGGGUAAUGUAGUAGGUGAAGUACCAGAACUAGAGAUCAUAGCGGUUCCACUCCAGGAAGAGCAGAUUGAACUAAGAGGGCAGCUUGUGGAAUUUAGGCCUCAGGAGGACACCCUUUCCAGUCUGGAAAGCCCAAGAUCAGACACGGCAGUGACCCAAGACCUGGAGGUUAAACAAGAAGAUUGUUUGGUUUCUAGGAAACGAUGUUCAGAGGAGGAUUGUAGAGGGACGAGUGAAGACAAAAUCCCACGUGUUAGUUAACACAACAAGACUUAAAAAAAAAACUUUCACAGACACAACUGGUCUCUCUGAUUUCUAGAUAGUAAGGCUACAUUCAUUUUCCUCAUAACGCAUCUGAUAGCUAAUUUUUUUUUCCGUAUAUGCAACAUUUACCGUAUUUAUUUUUCUUCUCCGUCAGCCAUAUGAACACUUGCCUCUUUUGUUUUCUGUCCCCUAUUUAAUCAUAAAGACCUGCCCAAUUGACACUGAAGUUUAGCUUUUUAAUGUGUCUGUAAAUGAUGGUUGCUGAAAUAGAGAAUUUUAUAAACCCAAAUAGUUUUGUCUAUGACUGUGGGUUUGUGUUCUAUAAACUAGUGGAAAUAGUUAUAGUAUAACUCUGUGCAACUGAUUCAGUUUUACAUCAAGCCAUUAUACAACACAAUAUUUUUCCUCAUUCCGUAAUCCAAUAUUUGCAUCUAAAAUGUCUGCUGUUUACAUUUUCUGAAAAUUGUUUUCAAAUUGAAUUAAACGCAGCUUUGUGUUCUUA